AUGGGAGCCUCCAGCGAGGACGAGAUUGACACCUAUCGGCUAUUACGAGGAAUAGCUUGUCAGGUUAGGGAAGAAAUGAGACGGGAUUUUGGGGGAACAAGUUAUCCACCAGUGCACCAGAGUUGCACUAUUAACCAAUUCACACAUCUGAAACCCUCGUCUUUUGAGGGUGGCACCAAUCCAAUAAAGGCUGAGAUGUGGAUGCAAGAAAUGGAGAAAAUUUUGGUAGUAUUAAAUUGUACUGAGGAGCAGAAGGUCCUCUUUGCCACCUUUAAGCUGGUCGGAGAAGCCGAACGGUGGUGGCAUGCGAUGAAAUUGUUAGAGGAACAGCGGGUGGUACCAAUAGCAAUGACCAGGGUCAUUUUAAGCAGGUCUUCUAUGACCAAUAUUUUCCUGCCACCACUAGAAAUGCAAAGGUGGAAGAAUUUUUUCAGCUUGACUCAGGGACGCUUCACUAUUCAGCAGUACGCCGCUAGAUUCUUGGAGUUGUCUCGUUUUGCACCUUCUGUGAUUCAGGAAUUCACGGAAUUGGUGGAGAAAGCUACGGUGGCAGAGUUUAGUCUACAGAGGAGUACAGAGGCUUUUGAGCGAAGGAAAAGGCCUGCGUCUCCACGAUCCCAAUCAAAUGUCAAGAAAGGGUUGUGGAGGGGAGAUAGAGAUGUUUUGGGCCAGGGGUCAGAGAGAAAGGAUCAGGGACGGCAGGGUGAUUCGUCACGUCCCCACUGCCCUAGGUGUAAUCAGCGACAUUGGGGGGAAUGCCGAGGCAGGAGUGUUAUAUGCUACAGGUGUGGCAAACAGGGUCACAUUGCUCGGGAAUGUCGGGAACCGCCAAGUAAUGCACUUGUACCAAACCAAAAUCAGAACUAA
Messenger RNA from Malania oleifera, 867 nucleotides. RefSeq lists its product as uncharacterized. The transcript is spliced from 2 exons. Gene Ontology annotation, molecular function: zinc ion binding; nucleic acid binding. NCBI's taxonomy places the organism in Eukaryota, Viridiplantae, Streptophyta, Magnoliopsida, Santalales, Ximeniaceae. The coding region runs from base 1 to 867 and encodes 288 amino acids. The record is from RefSeq and is a predicted model, not a curated record.